This is a messenger RNA of Tachysurus fulvidraco (yellow catfish), 426 nucleotides long. RefSeq names its product ubiquitin like 5 (gene ubl5). Gene Ontology annotation, cellular component: cytoplasm; nucleus. The transcript has 5 exons. Lineage: Eukaryota; Metazoa; Chordata; Actinopteri; Siluriformes; Bagridae. The coding region runs from base 138 to 359 and encodes 73 amino acids. Gene Ontology annotation, biological process: protein modification process; mRNA splicing, via spliceosome. The record is from RefSeq and is a predicted model, not a curated record. Gene Ontology annotation, molecular function: protein tag activity; protein binding.
UCGGUAUCUGUCAUCCGAUUGGCCCGUUUCGAACGUCAGUCUGCGUUUCCUGAGAUGUGAUUGGUUUAAAUAUCGAAGUCGUUUUCUUUACAUUGCUGCUUUACUGCAAAGCGUCUCGGAACGACAACGCUGUAGAGAUGAUUGAGGUUGUAUGUAACGAUCGACUGGGCAAAAAAGUCCGAGUCAAAUGCAAUUCUGAAGACACUAUCGGGGAUCUGAAGAAGCUAAUCGCUGCUCAGACAGGAACCAGAUGGGACAAAAUCGUCUUGAAGAAAUGGUACACUAUAUUUAAGGACCACGUGUCACUUGGUGACUAUGAGAUCCAUGAUGGGAUGAACCUGGAGCUGUAUUACCAGUAGAGACUGGAGUGUGUGCGCGUGCACACACACACACACACACACACACACACAGACACACACACACAGA